Messenger RNA from Neodiprion fabricii, 1900 nucleotides. RefSeq names its product intraflagellar transport protein 20 homolog (gene IFT20). The record is from RefSeq and is a predicted model, not a curated record. Gene Ontology annotation, cellular component: cilium; Golgi apparatus; intraciliary transport particle B. Gene Ontology annotation, biological process: centrosome localization; protein localization to cilium; intraciliary transport. Lineage: Eukaryota; Metazoa; Arthropoda; Insecta; Hymenoptera; Diprionidae. The transcript is spliced from 3 exons. Bases 10 to 402 code for a protein of 130 amino acids.
UUGACGAAAAUGGCCGACUCGCUGGGAAAAUAUGGGUUAUUCAUCGAUGAUUUGAGCAAGAUACGGGUACUGGAGCCAGAAAUAUCGAAUCAAACAAAUAAAUUGAAAGAGGAGUGUCAGAAUUUUGUUUCCAAAAUAACAGAGUUCCAAAAGAGUUCCGACGACUUCAUUCAGAUCGUCGACAAUUUGGCGAAUGAAGUCGAAAAAGAAAAGAUGCGGACUAUAGGGGCGCGUAACUUGUUGCGCUCAGUCGCUAAACAGAGAGAUGCACAGAGACAGCAAAUUCAGGCUCUUAUAAUUGAAAAGUCAACGGAACUGGAGCGGCUACGGGUGCAGUACGAUUCAUUGAAAAAAAUCGAACUGGAACAAUUAGAAACUAUAGAGCAAUUGACCGCGAAUUGAUGUUAAAAUUUUUUAUCGGCAUUAUUCAUAUUUAUCUUCUAUUUCCUUUAUGCAUAUUCUUUAUUCCGUGUGACUUUUUCAAUGAGGAUUGUAGCAUACAAUUAUAAACACUGUUAUCAGCUGGUGUAUACAAUAUUAUGAUGGUGUAAUUAAUGAAAAAUACAAGAGGGUGGUAUUUGGGCUGAGCAUAUAGAUAAAUUACAGUAAUUACACAACGAAGAGAAACGGAAUUAAGAUCCAAAACAAUGAAUAAUAAUAGAUAGAAUAAUUGACGAGUUUUUUUUUUCUCCCAAAAUUACAUAAAUCAUGUGUGAUGUAAUUAUUUUUAAAGGAAAAACUCAUAGCGAGAUGUGUAUGCCGUGCGUGUGUAUACAUAUACAUUGCUGUAUAUAUACAUACGUACGGACUACAUAAAAUUAUAACAUAAUAAUUAAACACGGAAAUAAACGGGCUUUGGGUUACUGGCUCUAUUUAACCUAUCUGUAUACUGCACCACAUAUAAUUUGAAAAGGCACACGUUCAAGGAUCGCCUUCCCUCUCUUAACUGUUCAAUAUUACUCGUUAUUGAGCAUUUCUUCAUUAUUACAUACACGGUCAAAUUUAAUACUUCAAUCCGUAUUUAAUUUUUGACAUUUAAGAUUAACAACAGGCGAUUCUCUUUUAUCUAUUUUUUUUUUCAUUUGUUUGUAGUUUACAGUAGAUGCCAUGAACCGCAAUUUAUUCGAUGAUCGAGUGGAUUGUUAAACAUCGUUCAUAUUUCGCUUCAAAGCGAAGAACAGAAAAAAAAUUGUAUUUUACGUCAACAACUUAGACCUAUUAAGAUUGGAUCAUUAUCAUCAUCAUCAUCAACGUUUGUAGAUAAAAAAAAUGUACAUAACGUAUAUUUUUUCAUUCUCUUAUAACAAUAAAGUUACUUUAAAAGAGAAAAAUAAUCAUGAAGAUUUACUGCAAACAGUAUUCAUUCAUUACUACCAGCACUGAACUUAAUUCAUGUAGACACGUAGUCAAGGGCAAUUAUAUUAAUGAUAAGAAUGAUAAUUAUAAUAAGAAUAAUAAUAAUGAGAAAUAGAUUAAACUAGAUAACAUUAUAGUCACGCAACCAUCCAUACAACCAUAUAGUAACCAGGAAUUCAAAAAUAAACUUUAUUUAGUAAAAAUAAGAAAUGGUGUCGUAUUGAAUUACAAAUAUUAUUAUUAAUCCUACAUCCUAGAUUUAUAAAUAUGUACAGUUACAUACCUAUUACACCUGUAACCUAGAAGAACUCUCAGUUGAGUACACAUCAUAAGAGUAGAUUGGAGCAGAUAGGAGAAUCUAAUUCCAUUUCCUCUCGUUAAGUUUGCCACAUCUUUUUCACACAACGGUUUGCGAUAAUCAAAUGUUCCAUGCACGCAUCAUAUACAUUAAUAUGCCGCGACACUGAAGCUAUAACAUAUUAUGUUGUUUUCUGAUCCUCAAAUACCCAUUAAACUCGAAAGGCAACAGAUUUAUUUAACGAUG